AUGGAACAAAAUAUUGAAUUACAACAUGAAAUUGAAACAUUUCGCUCUAAACUUGAUUAUAUUGUAACAUAUAUUAAUCAAAAAUUGGAUCAACAAAAAACAAUAACGACAACAUCAACAUCAUCAUCUUUAUCUAUACAUCAAUUAGUAUUUGAAACUAUGCAACAAACAGAAAUGAAAUUACUUGAAUUUAAAUUAAAAUUUAUUUCACAACAAGAAGAAAAUGAUCUUUUAAAAUAUUUAAUGGAAAAAUCACAAAAUAUAUCAGAUAUUGAACAAACAAAAUUAUUUUCUAUUAUUCAACAACGUUCACUUGAACGUGAAAUUGAUCUUUUUGAUAAUUCAGAUGAAGGAAUUAAAUUUCAUAUGGAAAAUCUUAAAUUAAAAUAUGAUGUAUUACAUAAACAUAUUCUAACAUGUAGUCAACGAUUAGAUGAUAUUAAUAAACAAAAUCUUAUGAAAUUAACAAAUGAAAAUCAAAUAUUAAAGUAUAGACACAAACAAAAAAUAUUCGAAUUUUAUUUUUCCUAUGAUUUUUUUUUCAAUAAAAAUAUUGAACUUGAAUUUGAAUUACUACGUUUACGUGAACGUUAUAAUGAAUUAAUUGAACAUACAAAUACACUUAAAUAUGAAUUAAAUAAUGCACAAAAACAAUUACAGGAAAAAGAAAAAAUUGAACCAAAUUUAAAUGUUGAUUUGGAAAAAGAACGACGACGUGCAGAUGAAUUUGAAAAUGAUUAUAAAUCUUUAAAAAUAAAAUAUGAUGAUGUAUGUGAACGUAUUCGUAUAGCUACACAUCAAUUAGAACAUGUACAAAUUGUACUUGAAGAAACAUCACGUCGUUGUGAACAAUUAGAAAAAGAAAAGUCCGAAAUUAAUGCUCAAUCUGAAUAUCUUUCACAAGAUGUUCUUAAGGUAACAUCAAAAUAUCAAGAUAAAUUAAAUAUAAUUAAAGUUCGUUUAGAACAAGCAGAACGUGAAAGACGUGAAGUACAACUUCGUAAUGAAAAAUUUCAAAAUGAUAGACAACCGUUUGAUGUAAAAAAUGAUACAAAUGAUGUUGAUAUUUAUUAUACAUUAGAUGGUUCAAAGCCAGAUGCAUUUAUAACAUUAGCAACACGACGUUCGACUAUACAAUAUAAAAAACCAUUUUAUAUACCAAGAGAUAUAGCUAAUACAGGCAUCACGUGA
This is a messenger RNA of Rotaria sp. Silwood1, 1191 nucleotides long. The record is from the annotation of a GenBank genome assembly. Lineage: Eukaryota; Metazoa; Rotifera; Eurotatoria; Philodinida; Philodinidae.